Clarias gariepinus (North African catfish) is the source of this 1724-nucleotide messenger RNA. RefSeq names its product epidermal differentiation-specific protein-like. Lineage: Eukaryota; Metazoa; Chordata; Actinopteri; Siluriformes; Clariidae. Gene Ontology annotation, biological process: lens development in camera-type eye; visual perception. Bases 54 to 1058 code for a protein of 334 amino acids. Gene Ontology annotation, molecular function: structural constituent of eye lens. The transcript has a single exon. The record is from RefSeq and is a predicted model, not a curated record.
UUGCUUUCUGCACUGCCUGUGAGUCUCUGAGCCGCCUGCGAACUCCUUCAAUCAUGAACAAGAUCAUCGUCUAUGAACAUUCUGACUUCCGUGGCAACAGCAGGGAGUUCACCUCUGAUGUCCGUAAUUUAGUUGAGCAUAACUUUAAUGACUGCAUCUCCUCGCUGAAGGUCAUCGGGAAUCCAUGGGUGGCGUACACAGAUAAAAAUUUCAGUGGUGACCAGACCGUCUAUGAGGAAGGAGAAUAUAGUAGCGUGUCCUACAAUGAUGCAAUUUCCUCACUUGAACUGGUGACAGACGACCUGGAUAAUCCUCAGAUUAUACUGUAUGAACAUGAUAACUACAGGGGCCAGAGCCUUGUUCUGAACAGUGAGACCAACUUGUCUUACGGAUCUUUUAAUGAUAAAGCAUCCUCUCACAAGGUGCAGAGAGGAGCCUGGGCUCUGUAUCAGCAUCAGGACAGAGGCGGAUCUUGCAUGAUAGCCAGAGCUGGUCGUGAUCUAGCUAACUAUGGCUGGUUCAAUGACCGUCUGACCCACCUCCGUCCUCUUAAAGCAGGCAGACCCACCAUUAAAGCUGAGAUUGAAUGGGACAAGAAGAAAGAAGAUGUGAAAACUGUUAAGAUCGACUCCCUCACUGGUGUGAAUUUUGGAUCAGAAAAACAAACCUUCACCACUGAGAUGACUCGAGAGUAUUCAGGAUCCGUCACUGAGAGCUUCAACUUUAGCAAUUCCACACAGAUUAGUGUGGGAACCAAAAUUGAAGUUGCACUGUUUGGUGCCAAAACAGAGAACACCAUAAAUAUCAGUAACACCUUUACCGUGGAGAAGGGUCACAGCGAAACCAAAACCACAACUAACAGUGUUAAAGUCUCCUUGCCGGCCAGCAUUCCUCCUCACACCAAGCUCACAGUGAACAUGGUGAGGAAGCAGGUGUCUGUUACGGUUCCAGUCAAGCUGACCAUCACCACCGGCUUUACCACUAAGGUUGAGUAUGGAGAGUACAGGUGUGAGGAUGGGAAUUCUAUUCACGCUGAAUACAAGGAGGAGAAGAUCUAGUACAGCUAUGUGAGGAACAAAACACAGACCAGUGUUAAUGUUGCAAAUAUUCUAAAAUAAUAGACAGCUUUUGAGCAAUUAGAAUUGAGAAAUUAGAGGUGCUGUAGUAUUAAAUAACUUUUAGAUAGCCACCUUCCAUGUUACAAGAUAGAACAGUCUUCGAAUCUCAUUGAUUGUAUUUGUUACCUUGCCUUUUUUUGAAAAAAAAAAAACAAUUAUUAUUUGCCAUGUAAUUUUAGUUUGUCUUUAAAAACUAUUUAUAUGGUAUAUAUUCGCUUGCAUCUAUAUUGUUUUGUUAAAUUGUAUCUUGUAAUUAUGUCUUAAUUUUAUAAACAGGAAUAAUUAAUGGAAGAUGAAUCAUAAGUGUGCAUUGAAAUGGGAUUUGGUCAUGCCAUACAGUAUGUUUCACUGUAAUACGAUUUAAAUUAUGUUUCAGCAUGUUUGCAUUAAAGUUGCAUUUACUAGUUCUAAUCAUUUACUUAUGUACCUUUAAAAAAAGAAGUGUAUUUCCUGUAUUUUCCUGUCUGUGUGAUUAUGAUAUACAAUCUAACAUUAAAAGUAAUUACAUAAAAAAAUAAGAUUGUGUUUGACUCAUUCAUGAAAAAAGUGGAAAAACCAUCUGGUCAACAAAACCAUAGUAUUUUCAGUUCUCACUCACGCACUCAU